UGCCAUGUAAGAGGUGCCUUUGCCUUCCGCCAUGACUGCGGGGCCUCCCCAGCCACGUGGAACCGAAUCCAUUCAACCUCUUCUUCAUAAAUUGCCCAGUCUCGGACGACCCAGCACUUGUUGGAGAGAGACAGCAGCCUCCGCUCCCAUCCUGGCAGCAUCCGUGGGACUCCCGACAUCAGAGCGUCCAGAGCAGGUGCCUCUGAGGAACCGUCCCAGGAGGCCAGGCAGUGCCAGAGUGUGCGUGAGGCCAGGGCUCCCACCCUGCACCCACCACUUAUCCAGAGAGCUGAGGCCUCCUGGGCGCUGAGCGGCUCUGGGCUCUUCAAGAGACGAGACCGGAAGGAGGGGAGCCUGCGGCCUGGGGGUCACACCUGCUUCCCCCUGACGCUGAGGAGCCCCGGGCACAGGAAGCGGGUCCUGGGGGGCGCCCAAAUAAGCCACGCCCUUGUAAGGGUUGUUUUGAGCUGAAGCAGCCGUCCAUGAGGGUAAGAGCGCUGCUUUUUCUGGCUCUGGAGAGCGUCUUCCCCGUGGGGUGUUCCUCCUCUUUCGGGAAGGAAAGGCCAUUCCCAGCCACACAGGCCGUGCUGGAGUGCGCAUGCCUUCCUCCAGCUCAUCUGCCGAUUUUAAUUCUCGGGCCCAACCGAAAAACACCGAGAGGUAAAACGUUGCCUCCCCACCCACCGUGGUCUGGAGGCUGGAGGAGAUUUUCUGUUCGACUCAGUACAGGCUGAGCUCUGUCCCGACAAAUCCCUGUGCUGGAGCUGUGACCCCGUGACCCUCAGGACCCCAGGGUGUGGCUGCGCUUGGGCGUGGAGCUGUAGAGAUUGUGAAGGUAAAGCGAGGCCGUGCGCGUGGCCCUGACUCCGGGUGGCCAGCGUCCUCAUGAGAAGGGGAGACGGGGACACAGCACACAGGACGACCACAUGAGGACAUGGAAUAUCGAGGACGCAGCUCACAGGACGACCACGUGAGGACAUGGAAUAUCGAGGACGCAGCACACAGGACGACCACGUGAGAUCACAGAAUAUGUCCUCUUCGCGCCAAGGGGAGAGCCUGGGGGAGCCAGCGCUGUGAGACACUUUGCCCCUGGCACCAGAGGGAAUGGGCUCCCACUGUUUAAGCCGCCCGCCUGAGCAAACCCACACGGACUACCCGGCAAGGCCUCGCCAGAGCCCCGGCCACAGCAGGGUUUCGUCCUGGUGCCGUGUGGCUGGGGGGAGGCGCGGGGCCGGCAGCGUUUGCACCACACCACUGCCCGCAGGGCUGCCUUUGUCUUCCUGAGUUAUCUGUGUCCCGUUUGCCCUGAUAGGGAGAGACUCAAACACCCCGUCACAGAGGGAGACCCGCGUCUGUGCUGCAGGCAGCCUUGUUAGGGCCUGGUGCCGGUUCCCCACCCUCCCUGGUGGAGAGACCAGAUGUGAAAACACAGAACCCGCCCCAGCCCCGGCCUGCACAGAAAGCCGCCCUGUGCUGCCUGGGACCAGCCGAUCUUUGGCCUCUGACCUUCCAGUGAUGUCACAGCAGCCCCCUGGCAACAGCGCACCCAGCACCUCCUGACUACUCCCUGCGGGACGGCUGGGUGUGAGGGUGGCAGCCUUGCGCUCAGGCCGAGGCUGGGCUGGAGGAUGGAGAAGGACACGGGGAACACACACAGGAGGCACCGGCCCGGCCCCAGGGUCCUGCCCUCAGGAGUGGCCCUCGGGCACCUCAAGGCGGCCUUCGAGGCCUCUGAACUUCAGCGGAGCAGGAGUCUGGAAGGCCUGCAGCUCAAGGGGGACCCUCCCAGCCACCCUAGGAAGCCUCGCAAGGAGCCAGAGUCCGAAGAUCAAGGAAAAGACCCAAGCAGUAGCGGGGAAGAUGCCAGCUGUCAGGAAAACCUAGCACAAGACAAGAAGGAAAGCUUCUGCACCCUUGGGAAGCUGGGUCAUGAGAGUGGAAAACGGGACCCAGAGAGGGAGAAGAGCAACUCGGAGGCCAGCACGCAGGAGGCACGGGAAGGCGAGCACGCGGACGGAGGCUCGCAGGAGGCCAAGGAACAGGAGGCGGAGUCCAUAAAGCUAAAUGACCUUCAGGAAAAAGAGAAAGCAUCUGUGUUUGUGGAGAUUGACCUGGGAGACCACGCUGAGGAGGUGGUCACUGAUGCCAAGAAGGAAGAGAAGCCGUCCCAGAUGGAUGUGGGAGAUCUGUCAGAAGACGAGCCUGGAAGGAGUGAGCUCACAGACCACGCCUUUGGACUAAAGAUCCUGCCAGCCCUGACCAACGCUGGGGCGCUGAUGACCACACCAGGUGUGAGCCACGCCCGAAACCCACUGCCCACUGGGUUGAAGAGAGAAAGGGGAUCCCCGAAGCCAGCACCCACCCUUGACUGGAAGACACCACAGACGAUAAGUGCCCACCAGCCCCAGUGUCACCGUGUCCCAGACAACUGGAAAGGGGCCCUGGACCAGCUGUCCUGGUGGGUGCAGCCCUGCGGUCCACCUGGUAAAGCGAAGCCUCCAGAUGGCAUCACGGGGCUGAAGAAGCCAGACAGCUGCGGCCUGUCCCCCGUGAGGCGAGGGUCGCUGCCAUCCUGGCUGCCAGGCAGUUGUGUGUGACUCAGUUGUGGCCUCUGACUGUGCCAACCAAAAAGGCACCCAGAGAAGCUUCCGGAAAGAUGGUUGGUUUGUCCCCUCGGUGGGGCAGGAGGCGGCAGCUCUGCUGGGUGGCUCCCAGCACCCUCCCCACCACAGAGCAGGCAUCGGCGUGAGUCCGUCCACCCGUGUAUUCGUCCUGUGGCCACGUGUGGCUGGCCUCAUUCUGGGUAUGUCGGUGGCGGUCGCCUCUAGGACAGGGAGGUCCCACGGCUCUUCAGACACAGGAGCUUGGUGGUGGCUUAGCUGUUAGAAUAUGAGCCUUCCAGAGUCAGACACGCCUUUGACUUCUGUUGGGCUCUGAACUGAUUUUCUCAAACCCGGGGUAAUUCUGUUCCUUCACUGGUGAGGUGGGGGUCACGGCGGAUGGGGAAAGAGCUGAUCCGGGCCAGCACUGGGGUGGGAGGGGCUGACUCCCGGGACCCCGGAGUGGUGAUUGUUGCCAUGGGAGGAAAGUUCCAUGUGCUGCUCCCCCGAGCCUUGAUUCUGGGCACUCCAGGGCAGCCAGGCCUGGCUCACAUCUUCCUGCCCACAGGGAGAUUCCCGUGGAGCAGGCACACGCCCUGUGGGAUGUGAGUGGUCACCUGGCUUGGGCCCCAACUCCUAUCAGAGAAGCGGGCAGGUCCCGAGCGAGCUGUUCAGGGCACUCAGCAGCCACACACCCAAGGAAUGGGGCUGCCUUGUGCCAGGCCGGGAGUCUGGGGAAGGGCUCAGUGGGCGCUGAGCUCAGAGUGUCCUGGCAGCAGCAGUCAGCGUCCAGGAUGGUCAGUGGUGAGGCCAAGCCCCGUCUUAGUGGAGGGGACAAGGUUGGGCUUUGGAGACUGGGGAGCAGGAGACAUCCCUGAGGAAACACAUCUACAGGCACAGAGCCGGAGAGCAGCUCCUGCCAUGUGGUCGAUGCUGCUGAGGCCGAGGGCUGCCUCUGCCCAGCCGUCCCGCCCAGCAUGGGCGUGUUCCACUGCUGCCCAGCCGGUUGGGCUGAGAGGCUCGGGCAGCAGCGCUGGCGUCGGUGGAGUGGACCAGGCAGGGGCCCAGGGCAGGAACCCUCUGCAGAUGUGCAGCCCUGAGCCCAGCAAGUCAGCUGCAGUGACAUCCAGGGAGGGGUGGAAGCCCAGACUCCCCCUAGAAGGACACUGCCCUUGGCCUUCAGUCCCAUGGGGCACAGAUGCUGCCUGGGCUUUCUAGGGCUGGCCAGUGGUCCUGGGGUGGUGACCCCUGUUGCCCCAGGCCCAGCCUGCCUUAGUUUUAUCCUCGGUCCCCACUGGCCCCUGACCUGUGCAGACUCCAGUAAGUGAGCAAGGCCGUCAGAGCUCUCCCAGGCUGUGGGGAGACAGUCCAGUCCUACAUGGCUCCUGUGCCUCCGCAGUGGCCCCCUUGGAGCCCAGCUCUGAGCAGGCAGAGCGGCAGACACACGGCAGCACAGACCCUGGGCCGGCGCAGUUCCUCCAGCCACGCCAGCUGCACCUUGGCUGUGUCCCUGUCGGGCCCCAAACACCUGUGGCCGUGCCACCGGCCACCUCUUUCCCACAGUGUCACCCCCCCACCCCUGCCAAGUGUUAUGUGUGUGUUCACUGCAGGUGAUGUAGGAAAGGGUGAGUCUCAGUUCAACGUUCUGGUUCCUUGGGGGCUGUCGGAACGAUCCUGUGUUCUUUCCAGGGUUUUGUCUGACUGGGUUUAGAUGCCCACAUGUGGGAACAUGUAUUCAAUCCCUGUGCAUACAGAUGGUGCCAUAUACAGAGAGACAUAGCUUGUCUUACAAGAGUGGGGUCGCGUUGCACCGUGGCUUUUUACCUUCUUAGCUUCAUUGUAUCCCGAGCAGCCUCCAGGCCACCCAGGGAUCCCUGCUGACCCCUGCCAGGCCCUGUCCGGAGUGCUGAACACAGAGCAGCAGGUGCUGCCAGUCCCCAGCCUCUUGGAGCCCCGGUCCCUGUGGGCGUCUUAGACGGUCGAGUUCAGCACAUCUCUACGUAGAGUUUCGCAAAAGGCAACCACUGAAAUGGGAGGGCCGCAGCGCCAUGGCCUGGUGACGCCUGUGAGUGACUACAGCGGGGCCUGGAGGAGGAGCAGGGGGGUGAGUGCAGCCUUGGGACAGACGCUGGGGCCGACGCUGGGGCCUGGAGGAGGCGUGGGGCGGGGCUACUGCAGACUUGGGGCAG
This is a messenger RNA of Macaca mulatta (Rhesus monkey), 4789 nucleotides long. NCBI's taxonomy places the organism in Eukaryota, Metazoa, Chordata, Mammalia, Primates, Cercopithecidae. The record is from RefSeq and is a predicted model, not a curated record.